UGAUAAUGUCCGUUAUUUCAUUAGCUUGUCUGCUUUUAAAACAACAUUUUCAUUUCUUUCUCCCUCUUUUUUUGACUCACUUAUAUUUUGUGGUUUCAAAUAAUCUUCAUUUUGUUUACCUUUAUAUCUUAACCGUUUUCAAAUUGCUUACUUCUAGUUGAUGCUUUGAUUUGGUUGAUUAAAAUUAGCGAACCACAAAGCCACUGUGAACAUACACUCCAAAUUCAACAUGAAAUUAUUAUUUGUCUCAGCUGUUUGUACGCUUCUGCUGAUCUCAUGUAUCAAUGGUCAACGAGCAACACCACAAUUUUCAUACCAACAGCCACCACAACCUCAAUCAUCACCACAAUUAGUUAACUUUCAAAAUUAUCAGCCACCAGCUCGUAAUGAUCGUAAUGAUCGUAAUGAUCGUAAUGAAGAUCAAGGUGCUCGAUUACCAUCUCAACCCUCAUCAUCAUCAUCAUCACUUCCAAUUUCCUCAUCAAAUCGUUAUGAGGAACCACCACAAAUUGCACCAAGACCCCAACCAGGUCCAGUACGAUCCUCAUCACCUGAUCCAAGACCAACCUUAACAUCUUCCAAUGGAGGAGGAAAUUUUGUUUGUCCAGAAAAAUCAGGUUUCUAUCCUCACCCAAAAAGCUGUGAUAAAUACUAUGUCUGUGAAAAUGGUACAGCCUCUUUGAAAGUCUGUGGUAACGGUUUAGUUUUUGACGAUGCAGACUCACUUCGAGAAAACUGUGCUUAUCCAUUCUCAGUUGAUUGUGGUUCCAGAACUGAGUUAGAACCACCAAUAAGCACUCCUAAUUGUCCUCGAUUAUUUGGUAUUUUUGCUCAUGCAACUGAUUGUAAAAUAUUUUACUCAUGUUGGAAUGGUGAAGCUUCCAAGUACGAGUGUCCACCAGGCCUUGCCUAUGAUGACCAACAACGUGUCUGUGUUUGGGCUGAUGCAGUUGACCGUUGCAGUCAAUUAGAGGUUGCUGAAGGAUUCGUAUGUCCUGAUCCAAGUGAGGUUGAACAGCCUGGACAUUAUUCACGACAUGCUCAUCCAACCGAUUGCCGUAAAUUUUACGUCUGUAUUGAAGGAGUAGCUCGUCCAUAUGGAUGUUCAUUCGGAACUGUAUUUAAUGUCGAUACUCUUCAAUGUGAUGACCCAGAGAAUGUUCCUGGAUGUGAAAAAUACUAUGGCGAUAUUGAUUCCAAAACCGUGAAGAAACUUCAGGGAAGGAAUUGAGGAACUUGAAAGUUUUGAAAGAAAAUCGGUUGGCAGAGUUGAUCACAUCUGUGCAACUGGACAGUUUGUUUUUUAAUUAAUCAAUGGAAAGGGUUGAUCAUUUUGAAUGACUACAAUUAAUACUCAGCUUAAUUUUUUAAUCAAGCUCUUUUUUACAUUUUUUAGACACUUGUGUCUUAAUUACCAAUUAAUGUAUAACAAAGAUGAUAAUAUGCAAUCAUAAGUUUAUAAAGUCAUUGUAAGAGUAAGACUUUAAUGUGUUCACGAACAUUCAAUGUAUUAAUAUCAAUAUUUAUCCUCUAAUUUAAA
Molecule: messenger RNA, 1540 nt
Organism: Tetranychus urticae (two-spotted spider mite)
Lineage: Eukaryota; Metazoa; Arthropoda; Arachnida; Trombidiformes; Tetranychidae
Product: protein obstructor-E
Cellular component (GO): extracellular region
Molecular function (GO): chitin binding
Source: RefSeq, a predicted model, not a curated record